This is a messenger RNA of Pseudoliparis swirei, 1821 nucleotides long. It is a transcript of the gene napba, whose product is annotated as N-ethylmaleimide-sensitive factor attachment protein, beta a. Gene Ontology annotation, cellular component: vacuolar membrane; synaptobrevin 2-SNAP-25-syntaxin-1a complex; terminal bouton. Gene Ontology annotation, biological process: regulation of synaptic vesicle priming; SNARE complex disassembly; synaptic transmission, glutamatergic. The record is from RefSeq and is a predicted model, not a curated record. Lineage: Eukaryota; Metazoa; Chordata; Actinopteri; Perciformes; Liparidae. The transcript has 10 exons. Gene Ontology annotation, molecular function: syntaxin binding; soluble NSF attachment protein activity. The coding region runs from base 98 to 985 and encodes 295 amino acids.
CUCUCCUCCUCCUCCUCCUCCUCCUCCGCUCCAGCUCCAGCUCUCCGUCCACUGCGGAACAUCGGCCCGCCUCUGCCUCUCGAUUCCCGGCUUCGCCAUGGACAACUCGGGCAAGGAGAAGGAGGCCAUGCAGCUCAUGGCCGAGGCCGACAAGAAGGUCAAGGCGUCCGGAUCCUUCCUCGGGGGGAUGUUCGGGGGAAACCAUAAGGUGGAGGAUGCCUGUGAAAUGUACGCCAGAGCGGCUAACAUGUUUAAGAUGGCAAAGAACUGGAGUGCUGCGGGCAACGCGUUCUGUCAGGCCGCUCGGCUCCACAUGCAGCUGCAGAACAAACUGGACUCGGCCACCAGCUUCGUCGACGCCGGCAACGCCUACAAGAAGGCCGACCCACAAGAGGCCAUCAACUGUCUAAAUCAGGCCAUCGACAUCUACACCGACAUGGGUCGGUUCACCAUCGCAGCCAAACACCACAUCACCAUAGCGGAGGUUUAUGAAGCUGAGCUGGUUGAUAUUGAGAAGGCCAUUGCCCACUACGAGCAGGCCGCAGACUACUACAAGGGAGAAGAGUCUAACAGCUCCGCCAACAAAUGUCUGCUGAAGGUCGGACACUACAGCGCUCAGCUGGAGCAGUACCAGAAGGCCAUCGAGAUCUAUGAGCAGGUUGCCAUGAACACCAUGGACAACCCGCUGCUGAAGUACAACGCCAAAGAGUAUUUCUUCAAGGCCUCACUGUGUCACUUCAUAGUGGACGAACUGAACGCCAAGUUGGCCAUAGAGAAGUAUGAGCAGAUGUUUCCAGCCUUCUCAGACUCCAGAGAGCUCAAACUCUUAAAGAAACUGCUGGACGCCCACGAGGAGCAGAACAGCGAGGCGUUCACCGAGGCCGUGAAGGACUUCGACUCCGUGUCCCGUCUGGACCAAUGGCUGACCACCAUGCUGCUGCGCAUCAAGAAGACCAUCCAGGGGGACGCCGGGGACCUGAAAUAAGACCCGCCUCCAGAGGGAGGGGAGGCAAGGGGGGGGGGGGUGUAAAUUAAAUGCAAAGGAAAGGGAGAAAAGGGUUACGAUGGGUGGAAGAAAGAAGAGAAACAUGGGGGGGGGGGGGGAGUUUACAGUUGUACAUAUCAGUCUGCAUGUGACCCCCCAUCCAGCAUCACCUUUAAACCAUCUGUAGACCGUCACAUGUCCCUGGUCCUUCAGUAUUGUUCCCGUCACACUGGACAGAGAAAUAAAAGGUGUGUGUGUGUGAGAGUGUGUGUGUGUGUGUGUAUGUGUGUGUCUCCACUGCAGUAAAGUAAACUAUUUGAUGGGAAAGUGUGUGCUGCUUAUAUCAGAUUAAAGGAUAUAUUAUAUUUAAAAAAGAACACAAAAAGGGAUAAGAAUCUUAUUUAAGAGAUUAUAAUAUGUUAUUAUGUCGAUUCUGAAAAUAUAAUUUAUGUUUUAUUAUUAUGGCUCUCAGUGUUACGAUUCAUCUUAAUAUUUUAGGUAUUAGAUCUUCCUUCACUCCCCCCCCCCCCUCGCUCCCAUCAUCAGUGAUGUAUCACCCAUUGUGAUUGGUCGGUUCUUUUGUCUCCUGACCAGCGAUUGGUGCAGUUAGCCACCAGUGCUUAUUCCCCCCCGGUCCCGUCCCCCGGUCCCGUCCCCCGGUCCCGUACCCCGGUCCCGUCCUCCCCGUCACGGCCUCGUUUGUGCAUGUCCGUUGUCAUGUUGACGUACUUCUUGUUCUCUGUGUUGUGCUAACGUGUGAAGAACAUACAUGUACUCUGGUAUCAUAAAUAUGUACCUCAGAAACCGAGUUGAAAUAAAAAACAUCAGCGCAGAUA